AUGCAGCGUACAGCAAGGCAGAGGAUGUUGGCGUGCGACCCGCAACACCGCUGUCACGGGCUUAUCGUCAAGCUGAGUCGGGGGCGCAACGACAUCUUGAGAGCCACCAUCUCCGCCUCACCCCAUUCCGCCUCAUCCCCUUCCGCCUCAUCCCAUGCCGCCUCCUCCCAUGCCGCCUCCCCCAUUCCGCCUCACCCCAUACCGCCUCACCCCAUACCGCCUCACCCGUUCCGCCUCACCCCAUUCUACCUCACCCCAUCCCCACCUCCCCAUCCCUUCCCUCCCCAUCCCUCACCUCCCCAUCGCUUCCCUCCCCAUCCCCGCCUCCCCAUCUCUUCCCUCCCCAUCCCUCUCCUCCCCAUCCCGCACCUCCCCAUCCUUCAUCUCCCCAUUCCGCCUCACCCCAUCUCCUCCACACCCCAUCUCCUCCUCACCCCUCCUCCUCCACACCCCAUCUCCUCCUCACCCCAUCUCCUCCCCACACCAUCUCCUCCUCACCCCUCGUCCUCCUCACCCCAUCUCCUCCACACCCCAUCUCCUCCUCACCCCAUCUCCUCCACACCCCAUCUCCUCCUCACCCCUCCUCCUCCACACCCCAUCUCCUCCUCACCCCUCCUCCUCCACACCCCAUCUCCUCCUCACCCCUCCUCCUCCACACCCCAUCUCCUCCUCACCCCUCCUCCUCCUCACCCCAUCUCCUCCACACCCCAUCUCCUCCUCACCCCAUCUCCUCCACACCCCAUCUCCUCCUCACCCCUCCUCCUCCACACCCCAUCUCCUCCUCACCCCAUCUCCUCCACACCCCAUCUCCUCCUCACCCCUCCUCCUCCACACCCCAUCUCCUCCUCACCCCUCCUCCUCCACACCCCAUCACCUCCUCACCCCUCCUCCUCCACACCCCAUCUCCUCCUCACCUCAUCUCCUCCUCACACCAUCUCCUCCUCACCCCUCCUCCUCCUCACCCCAUCUCCUCCACACCCCAUCUCCUCCUCACCCCAUCUCCUCCACACCCCAUCUCCUCCACACCCCAUAUCCUCCACGCAUCAUCUCCUCCUCACCCCUCCUCCUCCACACCCCAUCUCCUCCUCACCCCAUCUCCUCCACACCCCAUCUCCUCCUCACCCCUCCUCCUCCACACCCCAUCUCCUCCUCACCCCUCCUUCUCCUCACCCCAUCUCCUCCACACCCCAUCUCCUCCACACCCCAUCUCCUCCUCACCCCUCCUCCUCCACACCCCAUCUCCUCCUCACCCCUCCUCCUCCUCACCCAUCUCAAAAUCCCCCCAUUCCGCCCCACCCAUAUCCGCCCCACUCCAUCUUUCCCCCACCCCAUCUCUGCCUCCCGCUUGUCUCCCCCGUACCCUCGAUCCUAUUUUCCCCCAAACCCUUCCCCUUGUUUCCCGCCUUCCCGCCCCCACACCCCAUUCUGCCGCUGCAUCCAGAAUAG
This is a messenger RNA of Closterium sp. Naga37s-1, 1446 nucleotides long. NCBI's taxonomy places the organism in Eukaryota, Viridiplantae, Streptophyta, Zygnematophyceae, Desmidiales, Closteriaceae. The record is from the annotation of a GenBank genome assembly.